Molecule: messenger RNA, 1954 nt
Organism: Zonotrichia albicollis (white-throated sparrow)
Lineage: Eukaryota; Metazoa; Chordata; Aves; Passeriformes; Passerellidae
Source: RefSeq, a predicted model, not a curated record
AAAACCCCACAAUCUCAUCCCGCUGCUUAAUCCGUAUUGUAAAAUUUGUUUCCCCGCGCACAAUUUGCUCAAUUCCUUGUAGAUUAUGGAAGAAGAAAUGACAAAAUUUGACUGCUGUGAUAAAUCUUUCUCCUAGAGAAGGUUUUAAGUUUAGUGUCUUUGCCCAACUUCCCUGACUACAGUGAUUUGGCAACAGUUCCUUUGGCUCAAUAAGCCAUCUAUUGCAUACAGGUGGUAGGAAAAAGAGUCCUGGAGAGCCCUCCACUGGUAAAAUGGCACCUUUUCUUUCUCCGAGGCUUUCAUCCUCUAGACAAUAAGAAGAAACAGUCCUGCAAAGUCUUGACAGCAUUUAGCUGAGGCAUGUUUCUUGCUUCACGAAACGUCUGUUGCUGUGGCAUUAAGCUAAGAGCAGAUUUGCUUUCCAGAUCCAUCAAGCAUUCCACCUCUGCAACAAUGCCCUUCAGACACAAAAAUGCAAGACGGAUUGAAGGCCUUGAUAGCAAUGUGUGGGUUGAAUUUACAAAAGUGGCAGCAGAUCCCUCAAUUGUUAAUCUCGGCCAAGGCCUUCCUGAUAUAUCCCCUCCCAGCUAUGUUAAAGAGGAGCUGGCAAAGGUAGCAGCAGUUGACAGACUGAACCAGUACACCCGAGGCUUUGGACAUCCAUCACUGGUGAAAGCUUUGUCUCAAGUCUAUGAGAAAGUUUGUGGAAGAAAGAUUGAUCCUCUCACAGAUAUCCUGGUGACUGUGGGAGCUUAUGGAUCUCUCUUUAGUACAAUACAGGCACUAAUUGAAGAGGGAGAUGAAGUAAUAAUUAUAGAGCCAUUUUAUGACUGUUAUGAACCAAUGGUAAAGAUGGCGGGUGCAAAGCCUGUUUUUAUCCCACUAAGAUGUAAAAAGGAUGGAAACACUGCAUCUAGUGCUGAUUGGGUCUUAGAUCCUGCUGAACUUGCCAAUAAAUUUAAUUCCAAAACAAAAGCAAUUAUUCUAAAUACUCCACACAACCCGAUAGGCAAGGUUUUUACCCUGGAAGAGCUCCAAGUAAUAGCUGAUCUCUGUAUUAAACAUGACACCCUGUGCAUCAGUGAUGAGGUGUAUGAAUGGCUGGUGUAUAAAGGGAAUAAACACAUUAAAAUAGCUACAUUGCCAGGUAUGUGGGAAAGAACAGUAACUAUAGGAAGUGCUGGAAAAACAUACAGUGUAACUGGCUGGAAGCUUGGUUGGUCCAUUGGUCCUGAGCACCUGAUUAAGCAUUUGCAAGUUGUUCACCAAAAUACACUCUACACUUGCCCAACUCCAUUGCAGGAGGCUUUGGCACAGGCAUUUUGGACGGACUAUAAGCGCAUGGAUCACCCUGACUGCUAUUUUUACUCUCUGUCUCGAGAGCUGGAGAGCAAACGUGAUCGGAUGGCUCAGCUACUGAAAGGGGCUGGACUGAAGCCUGUCAUUCCAGAUGGAGGAUACUUCAUGAUCGUUGAUGUUUCCAUGUUAAAUGUGGAUCUCUCUGAUGUAGAUGAGAAACAACCUUAUGAUUAUAAAUUUGUCAAAUGGAUGAUAGCAUCUAAGAAGCUGUCAGCAAUUCCUCUUUCAGCAUUCUGUGCUCUUGAGACAAAGAAACAGUUUGAAAAAUACAUACGGUUUUGCUUCAUUAAGAAAGACAGCACACUAGAUGCAGCUGAAGUGAUCCUGAAGAACUGGAACAAAUAGACUGAUUUAUCUUAUUAACUCUUCCAUAUAGUGUAACUAUCUAAUAGUAGGGUUUUUUAAAAUUGGAAAUGUAAGAAAAAAAUUACUUGAUACAGUACAGAAUUGACAUGACAUUGUAAAUAACUUUUUUCCUGAUACCUGCUGAGGAGUUAAAACAAGGAUUUACUGAAAUAUGUGUAAUGUAACUCAGAGGUUAUUUUCAGUCUUUUAAAAAUAAAAAUUAAAAUUUUCAGUCUUUCUCUUAAAGAAA